AUGGACAACAGCACAGAGCCACAGACAGACAAGGACUACAAAGAACCACCACCAGCUCAGCUGUUGGAGCCUAGUGAGCUCCACUCAUGUUCCUUUUGGAGAGCCGGGAUUGCCGAGUUUGUAGCAACGUUCUUGCUCCUUUACAUCACUAUCUUGACCGUCAUAGGUAUUAAUAGGGCUCCUUCCAAGUGUGCCAGUACCGGUAUCCAAGGCAUUGCUUGGGCCUUCGGCGACAUAAUAUUCGCCCCGUUCACUGCACCGCUGGUACCUCAGCGAUUGUGGACACAUAAAUCCAGCUGUGACGUUUGGUCUCUUACUGGCAAGAAAGCUUUCUCUGAGCAGAGCCAUCUUUUAUAUUGUAAUGCAAUGCCUGGGCGCAAUAUGCGGUGCUGGGGUUGUGAAAGGGUUCCAACCAUCGAGAUAUGA
Molecule: messenger RNA, 426 nt
Organism: Hibiscus syriacus
Lineage: Eukaryota; Viridiplantae; Streptophyta; Magnoliopsida; Malvales; Malvaceae
Product: aquaporin PIP1-2-like
Exons: 3
Coding region: 1-426 (141 amino acids)
Biological process (GO): response to water deprivation; transmembrane transport
Cellular component (GO): vacuole; plasmodesma; plasma membrane
Molecular function (GO): water channel activity
Source: RefSeq, a predicted model, not a curated record